UCUUGCUUAGUGCUUUCCUUCAAAUUAUAAUACAACAAAAAAAAAUCGAAAGAAAAAUAGUAUUAACCUGAAAUUUGUAUAGUUGCUGGCCAUGGUUGUCCUGGACAUGAUCUACGCCAGACUUAACCUCUGGCUGAGGCGUCGCUACCUCAGGGUGAUCAUCACCUUCGUGAUCCUUGUUCUGGUUACCUUUGUCCUGGACAUGUGCUUUUUGUUCUUCCAACGUGACCUUAUCUUCUGGCGAGACUUGGUAGUGGAAAUCCUGGAGGAUUGUUUUCUGCUACCAGCCAUCAUGAUUAGUAUCUCGGUGGUCGUCAAGUCCUUGGUGGUGGCUACCCUUGUGGCUGAUCACUUCUUUCCCCACCAGUGGCUGCAGUCUCGUCUCGAGCGGCAUCGUCGCCAGAAGUUUGCAAACUUCAUUGUGCGUCGCCUGCUUUUUCAACUGGAAUUGGCCAAACGGCGGUUGCCCCAACCCAGAGUACAUCUCGAUCUGACCGAUGUGGUGAUCCAGCAAAAUUACGAGCAGGUCCAUAUGGUCGCCCAUCGAGCGGUGGAAAUCUUCCGGCGGGACGCUAUGUCGUUACUGGAACAGAAGUCCUCCAAUUCCAGUGGGGAACCGCGUUACUUUGUGCUCGAGGAGGAGGAGCAGGCUCUCCGGCGGAAUGGCUUUGCCAGGAUUAAUUUACGGGUCACCAAUCAGGUACUACGACAGCUUCUCAGUCCGCUGGAGAAAGAACCAAGUGCCAUCCAGUAGUCUAAAUCAUGUUCAUACCCAAAUUUGCAGUUGCACCUGUUUCAAAACACCCUAACUUUACGGAAAACUCUAAAUUUAC
Molecule: messenger RNA, 833 nt
Organism: Drosophila elegans
Lineage: Eukaryota; Metazoa; Arthropoda; Insecta; Diptera; Drosophilidae
Exons: 1
Coding region: 92-754 (220 amino acids)
Source: RefSeq, a predicted model, not a curated record